AUGAAUGGAAGCGGUGGUCCACGUCGCAGUGCCGCUGCCGCUGGUGGAAAUGGAAGCGGAGUCGGGGAACCCCCGCCAAUCGCCACCCUCGUUGUCUACAAGGACGUUGCCGGAUACGGGAUGAAGGUUUCCGGCGACAACCCCGUUUACGUUCAAUCCGUCAAGGAAGGUGGCGCGGCGGCGAGAGCGGGACUUCACUCUGGUGACAAAAUAAUAAAGGUGAACGGUGUCAACGUAAUGCAGUCAACGCACACUGACGUCGUCGCGCUGAUCAAAUCCUCGACGCAGGUGGUUCUGACGGUGCAACAGAAACCUGCAACGGGAUUACAGUCCCCCCUGACCGCCCACCAGAUCCAAAGGCCAGUCAGCUUGUCGGGCAGCGGUACAGGCAUGGUGUCUUUGCCUUCGCCCCCGACGUCGACGGCGCUCCACCGUGCCUGGACAGCCCCUGCACCCUGUGGAGCUGCCCCUUCGACAGCCCGGAUAACGGGCCCCCAGCCCGUUGAUCACGAGAAAUUACGACAGUUGGAAACGCAGCGGGUAAACACCUUCCAGCAAAUGCUGGAAACAGAACAACAAUAUCUUCAAAUGUUACGCGACAAUUUGGCGAAGGCUGGAGCUGGAGGAGGAGGAGAAAACAACGUUGCUACUUGGCAAACCGAACUUGUCGGGGCCGAAAGGCGGGUUCGCACCCUUCAGGAUCAGCUAACAGCAAUAACGAACAACGGUCAGCUUUACUCGUUGGUAACAAACACUCCGCCUUCCCCAAAACGUUACUCACCUCCCAGCGACGUGCCGCCACCUUUACCCUCCCGGAAAUCCCUCUCCGUGCAAAACCUCGCUCCUCCUCCGCUUCCUCCCAGACCUACACCAAUGUCAAAUACCCACAACACUGUCCAGUCGGACCUGGAGCGACAUCAGCUGACCCAUUUAACGCCCCCUGCCAACAGUCACGGUAUACCUACCUCUUUUUCUCAGGGGGCCAAUCUUGGCUCUGCUGCCCUAAAUAAACAUCAACGAACAAAGUCCAGUCCUGAGCAACUCGGCACGGCGAAUCUUCCGUGUCUUUCUCCUGCAGAAGCCAGCCGGCGUCUCAUUGCUUCCGAAUCUAUGAACGAUCUGUCACGAUCGAAAUUUGGCAGACAUAGCGGCAUCGAUUUGGACGAUCCACCUCAUAUUACACCGCCAGGCACUCCACCACCUCCUUAUCCUCAGUCCUCUGGAUCCGCUUCUGAUCACGGAUCCUCCACGAUAAACGACAGCAUGGGCGAGAGUUUUGUAACAGUUUCGCCUGUCCGACAAGCUGUACUCAAUGAGGGCAGCCCUGGUUUACCGCCGAUUCAGCAGCCAAUCAUGUCCAUGGAGGAUGACGAUAUGAGUGACCAAGAAGUGGGCCAGCUCGAAGAUCACGGUCCUUUCAAGUCCCUCUCGAGACUCUGGGAGCAUCACGCCCAUCUAGCUGUUUUUAUUAAUUACGUUCUCUCCAACAGCGAUCCUUCCAGUCUGUUAUUCUAUUUAAUAACGGACUUGUACAAGGAGGGAAAUGCCAAAGAGAUGAGAAAGUGGGCCUACGAAAUACACUCGAGCUUCCUGGUGCCUGGUGCUCCUUUGAGAUUGAAUAACGUUGACGAAAAUGUGGCGAGGGAGAUAGACGACGUUUUAUUGAAAGAAUCUGACAAGGAGGAAAUAUUGAGAAAGAUAUUCUGGAAGGCCAGAGCUCGAGCAAAAGAAGAACUAAACGAACAGCUGGCAGAUUUUCAACAGAAACGAACCGCCGGACUUGGAACUUUGUUUGGACCAAGCGACGCUCAACUGGACGAAAGUACAAACGACAAAGCGAGGGAGGCGCAGGUCAUCGACACUUUCCUUUUACCAAAAAUGGAGCCUUACCUGGACGAUACGGAGAAAGAGCGGGACGAGUCUCGCGAGUUGACAACGGCCGCUGGUCUCGCUACCAUAUUGACGAAAAUCUUCCAAGUACGAGUCGCCACUUUGGAUCGAUUUCCAACCUUCGUUUCCAAAGACAAGUCGAACUUCAAAGCUCGACUUCUCACCGGGAAAACAAGGAAACUCACCGUCCGAGGACACCAUUUCGUUGUUCAUCAGUACUACACAGUCACCUACUGUAAUCACUGUCAACUUAUUAUUUGGGGAGUCGGUCCUCAGGGUUAUCAGUGCAGCGAUUGCUCUCUGAACGUGCAUCGUCAGUGUGUUCAUGUCGUCGACGAAAAUUGCCCGGGUCCAUUGGUGGUCAGGAAAGAGAAGGGUGAUCGCAUCAGUAAAUUUAUAGGCAUAAUUCGACCUGAACGAAAACCACCAUCGUCUCACCACCAUCUUUCUCAGCAUUUUUCACACAAUCUUGAUCGAAUCAAAAAAUCUGAAGAUGACAGUGGCGUUCUAACGGAUGGAGAAAACGGGGAUCACCGAGCCGGUGGAUUCGGAACCGGAAGCGCUGGCGGUAACAGCGAACGAGGACGAGGCAGUUCCGGUUACGGAACGGGGGCGGAACACGCCGAGAGUAUGGACGACCCUUCCUCGAGGGAAGACAUCGCCGAAAUGUUGCAGCAAAAUAUUCCCAGUAAGCCAAAGACAUCAACUAUAAACAGGUCUGAAAGUUACAAGGAGCAGCGGAUACACCAAAAGCGACAGCGUGAGAAACGAAAAACCAGCGACCCGAAUCUCUCCAAGACAAAGGCUGGUUUCAGUGACUGCGAGGCGACGGGAACGUUUCCUGGUAAUUCGGCAGGCAGUUCAUCCACCAGCAGCUUGUCGACGAGGAGUCUAGACAGCUUGAACACCAGCUUGGAACAUGUCCAUCCCGUUGCAACUUCGGCCAACACGACUGCCUCCUGGGAUAGCGACGUCGACGUUGAGGCAGAUCCUCCGGACUGGAGCCAAGGCGUCGCUGAAGAUGUUCUUGCACGUCUUACAAACUCCGAGAAGAAGAGACAAGAAGUCAUAAACGAAUUAUUUCACACGGAGCGAUCGCACGUCAGAGCCUUAAAGGUCCUUUCGCAAGUAUUCCACAAGCCUAUGGUAGAGUCUCAGGUCCUACCGCAGGAUCAGAUUCUCCUUCUGUUCUCGAACCUGGACGAGAUGUUGGAUAUUCAUUCUGGCUUCAAUCAGGCGAUGAAGAACAAGAAGAAAGAGAAUCCUUGCGUCGGUGACGUGGGUGACCUCCUCCUUGGCAUGUUCGACGGUCCGGCCGGUGAAGCGUUCGAGAGAGCGGCGUCGACGUAUUGCGCAAAGCAGCAGGUCGCCUUGGACGCGCUUAGGGAUCGUCGUAAGAAGGACCCGAAGCUUCACGCCUUCCUCAACGAAGUCGAGGCGAAUCCAUUGUGCCGGAGACUUCAGCUCAAGGAUCACAUUCUGACCGGAAUGCUUAGGCUGACGAAGUACCCUCUACUGUUUGAAAAUUUGGCCAAAUACACACCGGCCAGCAACGAAAAGGAGAAGGCUGCUGUGCUUCGGAGUCUCGAGAGGAGCAAAGAGGUUUUAAAUCAGGUCAAUCAAGCGGUGAGAGUCGCGGAGGACUACCAUCGCCUCGCCGAGAUACAGAGGACCAUGGAUCGGUCGGCUUUCGACAAGUUUGAUCACUCGACGGUUAACGAGUUCAGAAAUCUCGACAUUACCAAGAGGAAACUUAUUUACGAGGGCCCGUUGCAGUGGAGAAUGGUGAAUCGUGCGAAGCCCGUCGAUCUACACGUCGUUCUGCUCGACGACACGAUACUCCUGCUUCAUAGACAGGAUGAGAAGUAUUUACUAAAGUUUAUAAACACGAAUCAAGUGAACUCGGUUCUAAGUCCGAUUGUCAAAGUUUCUACCGUCCUUGUGCGGCACAAUGCUGUCGACAAAAAUUCCCUCUAUUUGGUAAACACGUCUCAGAGCGGUGCCCAGAUCUAUGAACUAGUCGCCAAUUCACCCGCCGAAAGAAAACUUUGGUUCAAACACAUUACCGAGGCUUGCGAGGCGUUCAAAACUCGCGAUCGGGAAGGCAGGAGGCCCCCGCAUCCCGUUCCACCUGUCGAAGAACCCUCGCCUCUAGUCCAGGACACGUCGACCGUUGAGAAUGAGGCUAACAGCAGUAAGGGAGACCAGGAAGAACCUCAACCGGAGGAAGUUACGCCCGAGGAACCUGCGACCAACGUCGAACAUCGAGACGAGGAAGAAAACUCGAAUGCACCAGUGGAAGUGCCGACCGAAACUGAAAAGCUCGAUCAACCCGAUGAGCCGGAGCAGGAACGACAAACAGAGACAACUGAACAACCUCAGCAAGCCGAUCGAGAUUCUGUCAACACGAUCGUUACGAUUGGCGCGUGUGGAGAUCCUUUGCGAUUAGUCACCUGCACUCAGUCAUCCCUCAUAGAACCGGAUGAAGUACGAGUCGAGGUGCGGCCCAUACAUCUGGCUGAGCCAGUUCUCACGCCAAUCGAAAGUCUACGGCGCAAAGAUGCUCUUAUCAGAGACGCCUUGAUGGAAAAGCAGGCCUUGGUUGCCGACAUUUUGAACGUCCCCAGAGAAGACUUCGAACAUCUCGCUGAUAUGGCUUCGGAACCAUCCGGAAUUCAAAAGGAGCCGACCGAAUUAAUACUUGCUGCUGUUAGCCAGGCGAAUCAAUUGAUGGAAAUGCUUAACUCCGCAUUGAACGUGACCGAAACUGAGACGGUACUCGCUUCUCGGGGGGCCUCCAUUUCGGCGGUUGGAAGUUGCGAAUCACCUGGUUGUCCAGCGCCUCGACCACACUCGCUUUCCCACCACCCGUCGAUACCAGUCGCAAGCUUACAACCCGUUUGCAUCUCACUGGCUUCUCAGCUCUCGCAACUUCUGGAAAUUGUCAAAGACAGGGAAGAAGAACGUGAAAGAAUGCGACGCGAAUUACGGAGGAGUAGGGAAAAACUCCACGCUAUAGAUGCGGACGCUCAAAGACGUGGUGUAUUGCAAAAUUUAAACACCUCCACGCAUACCCAAACCGAUCCCAGUGAAUCUUUGAACGGCGAAGGGUUUGUGGAACUUAAUUUAGAUGAAUUUGUCGAUGCCUUUAGUGACCCGGAACCGGAUCUCGACUCAACACAGGCACUGGGAGAGCACCGAUUAACGGAAAUUGACGUUGAGGAAAACCCGCACGGAGUUGGAGAUAGUGUGGGUUGAACGGACUGAACAAAUCUUUAGAGUUAACGUUAAUCUGGUGCACUUUGAGAGCGACUCAAAUGAAAAUCCCUCGAGGGCUCGAUACAGAAGAAAAUCAAAAUUAUGUAAAAAAAAAAAAACAAAAA
Molecule: messenger RNA, 5273 nt
Organism: Diprion similis
Lineage: Eukaryota; Metazoa; Arthropoda; Insecta; Hymenoptera; Diprionidae
Gene: RhoGEF2
Product: rho guanine nucleotide exchange factor 11
Exons: 26
Coding region: 1-5148 (1715 amino acids)
Biological process (GO): G protein-coupled receptor signaling pathway
Cellular component (GO): cytoplasm
Molecular function (GO): guanyl-nucleotide exchange factor activity; G protein-coupled receptor binding
Source: RefSeq, a predicted model, not a curated record